CAAUAUUUUAUGAUGUCAUCUGACAUUUUUAAAUUGAAUGUAAAAAUUGAAAAAAAAAAUGACAGAACUGUCAAAACCUGUCAUUUGUUUUAGUAGAAAAAAAUACUCUAAUCUGGUUCUUCUCGUUUUAGGGUAGUUUAUUGGUGAAAAUUGAACAAACUUCAUGCACGUCACAUUUUGACAGCUGUCAGAAUCUGUCAAUAGCUUUAAUUCAAAAAAAAAAACCAAAUCUAGUUCUUUUCCAAUUUAAGUUGGGCUUAUUUAUGAUAACGCAUGAAAAAACACUAUACGCAGGUUUCAGAUUUUGACAGAGAUGUCGAUUUUCAUUUUAAAGUAGGUACGUAGUUUUAGUAUAAAGGAUUUUAUAUACCGGCGAAUUUUUUUGAGUACUUUAAUGAAAUCAUUAUAAUACACAGUACUAUAAUGAAAUAAUUAAAGUACUUAAACAUUUUGACACUUACAAAUGAAAUCUACAAUGAUAUCAUUUUGACAGUUCUGUCAAUUUUUUUUUUCCAAUUUUUGAAUUCAGAAUUUACAUACAAGUUAAAAAUGUCAAAUCAUAAAAUAUUGAAAACUGGAAUAGAUGAAUGCUGCCGUUUGGCAGGGUUUUGAUAUGUGUCAAAAUGGUUGAUAUUUUUCGACUUAACUUGGUCGAAUUAGUAGAAAUAGAUUUUUUGUUCAUCAAAAUCUGCCAUAGUUGCUCUGCUUUUGGAUAUAAGAUUCCAAUAUUUGACAGCUAACCACGCUUCACCUGUCAUAUAUACAGGGUUGUGCCCAUGGUAAAAAAUGUUGCUUACGGCAUCCCCAAUAACAUAUUUAAAUUUCAUCCAAAUAUCACGGGUAACCAAUUUCCAUUUAAAUAUUGCGGGGUCCUUUUCCCUUAUAUCUAAGAAACGAACAAAAAUUUGGCAACCCAGUGAACUUACCUUGGAGCUUACCUUCAAUCUUCAAUGGACACUAAAAUCUGUCACUUUUUGUCCAACAGUUUCGGAGGUAUGGGUAGUAAUAGUAGUACGGUUUAAAACGAACACCCUGUAUAGGUAUAUACCUACCUACUUAAGUCUUCGAUACCAGUACUUGAAGUACUGUCUAGGAAAUUACCUGUAACGCAAGCAAAAAAGUGAUAACAUAAUGUAAUCCAUAUAAAUAUAAGAAAAAUACCAAGAACUUCAUCUACCUAAUUAAAAAAGAAGCUCAAAGGAAGGACUUGUUUUUUUUUUCAUAAAAUCCGUGAUACCCUUAGUUGACCAGACAGACUUCUAAUUAAUUAUAGCUUGUCGGGUACUUAUAUCCUAUUGGGUUUCUUACUUUUAUGUUUUUGCUUCAAUAAUAUUAUUAAUUAUUAUUAUUUCUGUUGACCAGUGACCAGUCUAGGAGGCCAGACUUUCUACAAUGAUAUUUCUAAAUGUCUAAUUUCCAUAGUGGGUGGGUAGUCAAUCUAUAACUAAUAACCCUGUACAAAAUAAGAAAUUAGGGAUAAAAAAGUGUGAUACUUUAAUUUGGCACAAAGGAGCAAAAAUUACAUCUAGGUAUUAAUUCUUAUUUUAUUUAAAAAGUUUCGCUUUAGCAUAGGUAGUUUAGCUAUAAGUAAGCCAAAUUUUUUCUGCAACACCAGUAUUUUAGAAAAAGCCACGUAAGUCAUUUCCUAUCUGAAUUUUUUUUAGCAAAACUAGACAGCCUCACAAUAACUGGCGGCCUAACGACUUUCCAAAAAUUUAUUGAACCAGUGCAAUACAGAAUACAAUACAUAAAAAGUUAUCAGCGAUGAUCAAAAAGUGUGGAGAUUUAAUUUGGCCCACAUUUUAUAAAAUAUUUAUUUAGCCUGAUAAAGUCGACAAGUUACUAGGUAUGCCUUGCUAUAGACUUUUUGGCUCCAUUCGUGAAAAAUACCUACUUUUGACGAGUUUUGGGCAUUUAUUUGUUUUCAUAAUGUAAACUUGUGCUGUGUUCUGCCACUCAUUACUCGGAAAGGAGGAGCAUACAAAAUCAAUAAACUAGAACAUGGCAAAUGGCAAAGAGAAUGUAAUUUUUUUAAUGAAAUGAUUAGAAAUCCUAACUUAUUAUUUUUGUGCUCGCUACUAUGAGAUGUAUUUUAUGAAAACAAAUUACAUGUAUGCAAAUGUGAUUAGGCAGUAGGCACGGAAGGAUCAAGGUUCACAAUAUUAUUUAGAUAAUAGCUAGCAAGAGAGAGAAAUGCAAUGCGGGAGAAAAUCAAAUAAUUAAAAAUAUGUACCUAAUUUUUGUGCUCUUUACUAUGAGUCACUAUUUGAUAUUAUUUUAUGUUAACCUAAUAAUAAAUAUGCACACGUAGGUGAACGCACAAUAAAUCUAGGUGUGGCACUACACUAGGAAAAAUCCGAACACUCAGUCGUCACUGAAAUAAUAGAAACUCGAUAAAAAACAAUGAAACAGAAGGUAUUUUUGAUCACCAUAACAAAUCACAAAUAAUUACUACGUCACGUCAACGUCACUGAAAGAAAUUGGCGGCUACGAACGCAAGUUUACUAUUCCGUAUCUCAGUGGGGCGACCAUACUUUAGUUACAAACUAAAAAAUAAUCGACCCUACGUCGCACAUCAACAGAACAACCCUGGGCCCUCCCCAGAUUUGAUGGCGUACCGAGGAGGACGACGUUCUCUCUUCGAAGUUGCUCGACUCGACUAAAACUGGUCGAUUAUUAUUUUGCUUGCUUUGUGGCUUCGCUUGCCUGGGCGCCUUUCGUAUUCGUUUCAAUUUCUAGGUAGUCAACUUGAAAAGGGGACAGGAACAAAGAACGAUAUAAUUCGGCUCGCGAUCGGCUAGUAUCGCAACUGUUCGGUGACGUUUCAUGCGCGAUGUAUCGUCAGGUCCAUGUUGGAGUGGCUCAAAACUCAAAAAAGCUGCAGCAGAAAAGGCCGAAGGUUGGAAGACAAACAACGAAUUUUUCACCAAGCUAGAAAAAAAAGGCAAUUCUCAUCCAGUGCGGACACGUGUAGUUAUUAGACAUAUUAUUAAGUGAGUGUUAGUGGGUGAAAAAUAAGGAGCCGAUAGUUUAAGAUUACAAGAUGGCAGACGAAAUCUAUGAGGCGAAGUUGCAGUCACUGCAACAAUACAUUCCAUUUCUGGAGAAUAUGAUGACCGAAUUAAAGGCGAAGGGGAAUAGAACAGCUCAGCUGGAAAAAAUGAAGUCUUUGCACCUCAUGAUUACAGACUCAUCAAGAAAAUUGAAAUUGGAUACCCUCAAUAAAUGUGAAGAAGUGCUCAAGAAUAUCUAUCUGAAAGUGAAUCCUCAAUUGCUGACUAAAGUGACGCCAAGCUGUACAGAUAGUCCAAAGAACUUAGGUGAUAUUGGAGAUCCUAAAAUUCAAACUGACACACGUCCUGAGUCAAAAAUUACCACCAAUUCACCAAAUGCUCCAAUGGUAUCAUCAAAAAUAGUAGACACUAGACGCCCAAUAAUAGACCUGGACGAUGUGCAGGAGAACGUGCAGAAAAAAAUGGUUGACGUCGAAUAUGAGUCAAAAAGUGUCCACGAACUUGAAGAAGUCAAAAAAAAAAUACAUCAAGAACUCAACUUAGCUGAUGCAGUCUACCAGAUGAAUAAAACUAGUGAUUCUGAAAGUGCAGGGCAUUCAAGAAAGUCGAGGGAGAAAUCUCGGGAAAAAUCUCGGGAGAAAUCAAAGUCAUCUACAAAAGUAGUGAAAGAAUUUGACAUGUUUGGAAAUUUGUUUCCUGCCUCAACUGACGUGAAAAAUACAACAAAGAAAGGCGAUAGAAGAAGCAGUACAGGUAGUUUAGAUUCUGAUGGUAAAAUACGUAAAGAGCACAGAGAAAAGGACAAACAUAAACAUAAAGAUAAGAAAAAAGAUAAACAAGGUGACAGUAGAAACAAGAAUAAAUCAGAUGCAAGAGACUCAAAUAAAAAGAAACACAAAGAAGAUAAGAAAGCAGAUAAAGUUAAACAAUCCUCAAAUGCCUUACCUACACCUUUAGAGACUGAAGCAGAUACUGAAACAAAAAUAGAUAUGCAAUCUCUAAAAAAUACUUUGAAAAGGUUUCAGACCACACCCGCAGUUCAGAGCAGCCCUUCAACAAAUAUUGAUUUGACCAACUCGAAAAGUGAGAACAAACCAGUUGAUGACCUCUUAGCAGAUAAAUUGAAUCCAAAAUCCAUACCGUUGCCAAUAGAAUUGCCUGAAGUCGAUAAAGCCGUUUCUGAUAGCAUUGAAAGCACCAUGGAAGCGUUUCCUAUUAGAUCUUUGAUAAAUCCUCAUGGCAACAAAAAUUUAAAUUCACCCCCAAAGCAACACAAACCAACUGUAGUGAUUCCUGAAAUUUUACAGCGAAUUGUGAGUCGAAUUUCACUAGGAGCUACCCAAAACACGGAAGCGAUUAAACCUGUGCUGAAUGAUCCAAGGUCGAACCCUCCAGAACCACAAAGACUACCUCAACAUAAUUUGGGAACUCCUGUUGUAAUGCGAUCUUUAGAAAGUCCUUUAUCGCCACCCCUACAACAGCAAACUGUUUUUGAGCUUCCCAGACCCAUACCUCCUUCACCAAUACCAGCAAUCCUACCGUCGAGAUAUAUGACACCUUCUCCAAACCCUGAAUUACUAGGAAGAUCGUUCAUGCAGCAAACUGGUAUGGGCAUUCGAACAACUCCACCAGCUAGUUUUGCUCAUGUUGAUAAUAGGGUUGUCAAUAUGGAUCUUGGUACUCCUAGAUCUGAUUUUACUACCACAAGAGCCGAUUUUGGUACCCCGAGGCCGGAUUUUAUGAGUCCGAGGGCCGAUUUUGUUCCCACAAGAGCGGACUUUACUAUCCCUAGAUCAGAUUUUGCUAUACCUAGACCUGAUUACAGCUCUGUUAUGACUCCCAGACCUGACUUUGAUUCACCACCUGCAAACAGUUAUGGUGCAUCUCAGUUUAAUGGAAAUAAUCAAUUCGAUAAUUUUGUACCCGAAAAUCAAAUGCACAGUUUCAAUCAGAGAAAUGACAAUAAUUUUAUGGGACCUGAUCAUUUCGUUCAACAACCAGGCAACAUGAAUCCCUAUGAUUUAGCUCAAAAUGCUCUUAUUCAGCAGCAAGCUCUGAGCAUAAGUAAUAGUUAUCCCUCUUACCAAGCCUCUCAAGGCUUCUAUCCACAAAGAAGUCAAAUGCAAAUAAAUACAAAUUAUGAACAACCUAAUAAUUAUUUUUGUGAAGAACAAUCUUUAUACCAAGAGCGAUCCCGAUGGCCAGGAAGGAAUAGUGAAAGGGAAAGACGUCCGGUAAGGCCGCAAGGCCCUACAAGUUAUAGGGAGUAUAGGGAAAUGAGGCAGAGGCAUGAAAGGGAGGCCAAAAUGGCUCAAGAGCAAAAUUCAAUAAAAGAUCCGCGUUUAAAACCAAGAGAAAUUAAAGACGAAGAGGAAACAGAAACGGAUAUUAAAGAUCCAAGAUUAUCUAGAGACAGGGAGAAAUUAAGAACGAGAGAUAGAUCACCCAGUGAAGAAAAAGUAGAAUCCAGAGACCCUAGACUAAAAGCGAAACUCAAAGAUAGUAAGUUUGACAAAAUGUACUCACAACAUGGACAAAAGAAGGAAGAAGACGAUGAGGCAUUUGGUUCUCCUUUAAACAGUCUCUACAAUGCUGGAGAAGGAAGGACCGGACGCGGUUAUGGUGUACAAAGCUUCAAAAUUCCAAAGAAACCUAGAAAAACUGAUGCAAUAAAAGAUCAGAAAAAGACAGAAGAAAGGCGAAGUAGCAGUGAAACAAGAAUCAGCACAAGUAGUAGUAGCGGUAGUGGUACUAUCGAAAGGAGCAGUAGCGCUAGCGAUGAACAGACAAUCAGUAGCGCUAGCGAUAAACAGCCUACUAGUAGCUCUAGCGAUAAACAGCCUACUAGUAGCCCUAGCGAUAAAAAGCCUAUUAGUAGUCCUAGCGAUAAACAGCCUACUAGUAGCCCUAUCGAUACAUAUAAUAGCAGUAAUGAUACAAAUAAUGAGUCGAACAGUCGCAAAACACGAAAUAGCGGUGGUUCUAGGAAACGAAUAUUGAGCGAAUCUGAUGAAAGCGAAACACUUGAGAAUAUAACUAUCCUAGAUGAAGCUGAUUGUGGUCCAGCGCCUACUAUGGAUUCACCUGAAGAAAACGUUGACCAAAACGAUCAUGAAGCGCAAAAUUUUGAAACUCCACAAUACUCUAUCGCUCUGUCAUAUUCAGAAGCUUGGGUAGAGGAUGAUAUUUUUGAAAGUGAAUACAAUUUAGAAUGUGAAAAUAUAAUUGAAAAAGAGGAAAAUAUUGAAGAAACUAUAUCUGUUGCGGAUUCAAUAGAUGAAUUAAAUCAGGAUCAAAAAGUUUCCAAUAAUAAAGAACCUGAAGAAAAUAAGCUUAUCAGUGAAAGUCCUCCAAAAAAUAAGGUUGUGCAAGAAGGCAGUGAAAUUGCUGCAAAUAAAAAACAAAUUGAUGAAUGUCCUUCUUCUAAAGAUACUUCAGAUUCAAAAACAAUUCUUUCUGAUGAGAAAAUUGAGGAAGAGAAGUCUGUAUCUUCUACAAAAACUCCUAAACAACCCGAAGUUGAAUCGAAUGAGGAUUUGGAACGAUCCCAAAAUGUUAAUGAAACUGAGAUAAAUCAAGAAGCCACUAGUAGUGAAGAUACUUCAAUUGAGAUUUUUCAAAUGGUCAAAGACGCCCUUGAUACAACAAGUAACCAAGAUGAAAGCGCCAGAGUCUGUUCACUUUUAGAAUCAUUCCUAGGUAAAUUGCAUUCUCAACAAGUGGAGAGGGUUCGAAGUUUAUUAAGUAAGGCACAAUCGAACAAAGAAAAAAAUCCUGAUUCCAAUGAAGCAACAAAAGACCAGCAAAUAGUUUCCAGUACUGUAACGGAACGCGAUAAUGAUGUAGAAAAUAAAGACUUACCCACAAGUACUAGAAAUACUAAUGAAACUCAAGUAAAUGAAGUUACUGAAUCUCUGGAGCAUUCGGAAAAAGAAGAAAAAUUCAAUGAAGGAGAUUUAGAUCCAGAACCUAUAGUAGUGAGUGUUGGUGAAAGAAUUAAAAAUCGCAAACGUGCCUCUCAGGUAGCAACAGCAGCUCAAAAAAAGAAAUCUGAAUUAGACCUUCUCCAUGCUGAUAUUCAAGACAUGUUUAUCAGAGAGGGUGUUCUUAAAGCUACUGGUAAAAGAAGGUGUGCGCAAAAGGACGAUCCUAAUGUACUUUUGAACCCUGAGCAAGAAUCCAUAAAACCGCCUUCAUUGGAGGAAACAAAAGUUAUAAAAAAGCGAGGACCUAAAAGAAAAGUGGCGAGCAACAGCUCAGAAACGCCAAUUCUAAAACAAAUGAAAAUAGUUAUCAGAAAGAUUCCAGAUGAUGUCUUGGAUGUAGCAUCAAGUCGAUCUAGGCAAACUAGUUUGGCUGAAAGUGACUUUGACGCUUCAGAAAAUGUUUCGUAUCACAGUAUAUCAGAAUUUGAAGAAGAAUCCCUGAAAGAGUUAUCAGAGACGCAAAAACCUAGAACUAGACGUAGGAAAUGGGCUUCUGGUAUUAUAAGCAAACCUAAGAAAAAGAAAUCCCAAGAAAGAAAGUCUAAAGAGAGCAGUCCAGUACGAUCAACUUCUGUGGCAUCCGGAACAGCUUCUGUAAGUGACUUGGAUAUGAACGAAACUCUUGUUGAACCUGAUAUAGAUUAUUACUAUGAUUAUACAACUAAGACUAAGCUUAAUUGCAAAUUAUGUCAAUAUAGUGGACAUUGGAUGCCUGCGCAUUACCUGAAAGAGCAUCCAGAAUCGGAAGUUUUAACUUCGAGACUACCUCCUCAUGCUGCAGCAGAAGCCAUUGAAGAUUUUGCUUUGAACAAAGAAACUUUCAAAAAUCUAACAAACAAAAACUUACCUAAGAGAAAGUUUCAAUAUUCCUGCCGAAUCUGCGGUUAUGCAAGAGUUAUUUCGCCACGAUACUUUUACGAGCAUGUUACUACGCACACUGGGGAAUACCGACACGAAUGUGGACUUUGUGAAUAUAUUGCUGCAAGUGAAAAAUCAAUGAUUGGACACUAUCUUAAUUUUCAUCCGAAUAACGAUAUAAGUGAAAGAACACCAACAAAACCGUUUAAUUUCCCUAUUGUUUUCGCCCAUAUGUGUAGCGAAUGCAAUUUUGUUCAGUUGAAAGAAAAAAGCUUACAAGAUCAUAUUAAGGUUCAUCAUUUUGGCGUCAAGGCGACUAUUCACAAGAUUAAUAUGUCUACAAUCUUAGAUCUUCCACUGACAAAAGCGAAAAGUUCCGAGGGUAUUAUGAAAGAUUCUACGGAGGCUUCGCCAGUAAAAGUUAGCAUAAAACGUGGUCGUAAACCUACUUCAGCAUUGAUAAAACCUCGAAAGCCUGGUCCAAAAUCUAAAACUAUGCCCGAUGAAGUUACAACAACCUUGGCUUCACAUCGCAAAAAACCCGGUCCAAAAUCGAAAACGCUACGAAAAAGUAAAAUUUCAGUUUCUGAAGAAACAACAGAACAGGAAUCCCAGGCGACAAUACCAGUGCUUCGGUCCAAAUCGAAAGCAUCGAUAGAGUCUUCCCUAAAGAAUUCUCAGGAAGAUGUUGUUGCUCCGGUUAGAAAGAGACGACGAAGCCUGGAAAAUCUUAUAAAUAAAGAUAGCAAGGAUGAUUUUGAUUCAAUUAUCACGCUUUCCAGUAGAAGUACUCGGGCAGCUAAGGAGAAGGCUUCUGCAAAACUAAAAACGUUAAUGGAGAGUAAUGAUUCAGGCUCUCCAAAAAAAAGAGCUCAUCAAGAACCACCUGAAGAUGCAUACGAAUCAGAAUCCUCCGUGCAGGAUUCAAUUGAAACACAAUCCGUACACAAAGAAUCGAAUGAAGACAAAGAUAUUGCAAGAGAUGGAACUCCAGUCGAAAAACACAGCGGAGAAGAAGCUGUAAAGCUUUUUAGAAGUAGUAAUACAAAUAUUAAUGAAAUGGUCCCUCCUGUUGUCGAGAAUAUGUCAAGUGAAAGUGAUCUUAAUGUGUUCACGUGUAGAAGCGAUAUACUUCAAGAACAAGCUAAAACAAUAGAAGAAGACCGAUUAAGGCAAAUGGACGAAGUUAAUAAGUCAUUUGCUGCGAAACCUAAACUAGAUUUUAUCAACAAAUUAUCUAAUCGAUUAAACAGUGCACAAGAACUAGAUGCCAUAAGAAUCAAAAAAGAGCCACAAGACUCUCCAGACACAACUAGACAACCGAGAGAAAUGCCACUGUUAGAGAAACACGUUACACAGCCAAGUAUUGAAGCGCCACUCUUUGUAAAACCCCUAACUCCCCCUGCGAUUAUUGAAAAAGCUGAAGUGGAGAAAGAACCUUCUGUUCAGACAUGUAGUAUUAAAUUUAGACAAAAUAAAGUGAAUAAUUUGUUCUCCAACACCAUUCAAAAAUUGCAAGGAAAAAUUAAAGAGGCUGUUGAAGAAGAUUCGUCAAAGAAAAAUGAAAACGUGGAAUUACCAAUGCAAGAUGAAGCAUUUAAUGGUGAGUUGCCAGAAUCGUUUAUAUCCAUUGGAGACUUAAUAAGAGCUACUAAAAUUGGCUCGGAUAUAUUGUAUUCCUGUCAUGUAAACAAAUGUGACUUUACCUCAAAAGACAAAACAGUAUUUAAAAUUCACUGUAAGCUUGGCAUUCACAAAAACCUUCAAUUAACUUCUUCGUUGUGUGAUAGGUGUGGCGUAGUUGUGACAAUUACUCAAGAUACAACAUUAUUAGAAAAUCUUUAUGAUCAUUUGGUAUUUGCUCAUGAAGACUUCAUUUCUCCAAUGUCUCUGGUUAGAAUGCGCAGACUGAGCGGCGAUAAACUAUCGAUUAAAAAAGAAAAAGAAUCUAAAAUAGAUGAGCCAGAGGAACAAAAACAUCAAGAAAUUGUACCAUUGCAAGAUAUUGAAGAUGAGAUUGAUGCGUCUGUUUUGAUAUCUUCAAAAUCUAAUACUUCUUCAUUCCCAAUAUCUGAUAAUUGUCCUCCUCUGCAAAUAAUAAAGGAGUCCGUAGUUAGUUCAAUAAUUAAAGAAGGAUCUGCUGCAUCUGCGGCAAUUAUGGAACCAAUAGACACAUCAUUCGGUUUCAAAAUCGUGGACGUUACCUCAUUAGCCGAUUCUGAACCAAGUUAUAGUGCAUCGCCAAUUGAGUCGGUAGCUACCGCCAUAACAAAAUUACCUCCAUUAGUUCCAGUCAGCCAGGAAGAAUCCCCACCACAAUCGAAAGUGAUUAGAGAAGCAAAAUUAACAAGUCUCGAGGCAAGUCGACCAAGAAAAGGUCCCAAAGCUCUCCAAUCGCUUAUAGAAACACCUAGCAAUCUAUACAAAUGUCCUCACUUUUUUUGUAAGUUUAGCUCGAAUGUGCGCACUAUGUUCGCAUUCCACUUGAAAGAGCACACAUCUGACAAUGCUACCAUGGUACCAUGUGUCUACUGUGACGUGAAAACAUCUUGGGAUCAUGUGCCAACGCAUAUAGAUAUUAGACAUGCCGCGAGUAGACAUACUUGUCGGUAUUGCUUGUAUAGGGCGGUGGCGCCUGAGUAUGUUUGUUUGCAUCUGGAGCAGUGCCAUCCCAAUCAAGCGUUUGUUGUUAUAUCGGUUCCUCCACAUAAAGCAGCCAAGAAGUUUUCCGCAGCGGACAUGAAAAUUGACUGCAAGCAACUUUGCGAGCCAUAUCGUUGUGUAUGUGCAAACAAAGAUGGAAGCUUGAAAUGUCACGAGUACCUAUUUGAAAAUGAAUUUGUUAGACAUCUGAGAAUCCAUAAACAAGAGUCUAUCCAGUGCGGAUAUCCCAGAUGUUCCCAGAAGUUGGACCCCAACUCGAUGCUUAACCAUUGGGCACUUGUUCACAAGGUUCGCACUUAUCAGUGCAGCUAUUGUAAAGUGAAUAGCAAAGACAUUCAUAGGAUGUACAGCCACUUUGCUGAAGUGCAUCCAAAUAUGAUGCCCAAUAUUUUAGUUAGGAAGAAUGAAGCUUCUUUGCCGAAGCAUAAAGAAGUAGGAUAUACAGAUGAAGCUUACCAAUACCUCGGCCACAUUAGAAAAUUCCCUGCCACUCUAAUAGGUGUAAUCAAAAAACGAUCCAAAUGUCAGAAAAUCAAGAUAAUUGAGGUCGAUGCCAGCACAAACACUGAAGAAUCAACUAUGGCCUUGACUCCACCUAAAACUUCGCCGUCUAAUACAAUGUUUCUACCGAUCCCACAGAAUAAUAGCAAAAUACUUCUGUCGAAUCCAAAUCUUCAACUAUUAGUUGCAGCUACAAGUACAAACGAAAAAGUUUUACUGUUAACUACCAAUUCCAUGGUAUCUCAAUCAAAAAUACCAUCAGUAACAUCUACUGCGUCGCUUGGUCAAGUCUUAGGCAAGACUUCUACAGCUUCUACAGCAUCAACUUUAAAACACCUGGGGCCUAUUGGCAAAGUUUUACUUCAUUCUCCUACAGGUUCUACAAUACCGCCGAACUUGGUGCCAAUAAGAGUGGGAGCACAGGCAUCUACAGCUUCUUCGACACAAAGUUUAAACCCCCAAGAGCCCGUUAGGUUUGGUGGUAUAACUAUUUAUCCUCCAGAUUUCCCGGAAAAUAAUCGAGCGAGACCUACAACAACAUCAGCUACUGCAGUUUCUGGAAAUCUUUUUAAUACAUUAGCUAGUGUAAGUGCUAGUGCAACUUCAACCAAACCAAGACAAUCUUGGCAGGAAGUGGCAAAUCUAGCUGAAGUAUUACCUGUUUCUAGUACAGUAGAAUCAGAAAACAGCAUUCCUAUUUUGACUGAGGACCAUAUUCUACAAUCAGCUAUACAAAGUAUUCUUGAUUUUGGUGAUGAAUCAAAUAACGCCAGUCUGGAUUCGUUAUGUUCCAAUACUUCUCCGUAUCCAGAGACCUCAUUACAAAACCCACCUCCGUUAGUCUUGUUUUCUAGUGGGCCCUCAAACAGUAGUUCCUUAGUGCAAAACAGAGAACCUAUUGAUGUUAUGGCUCCAAUAGAGCAUAUAAACGUAAAUGAACAACAAGAAAAUCUCCAAUCGGAACCCGAUAGAGAAUCGGGCAGAGAACUAUUUAUUAAUGAUGAUACUCUACUUUCUGAAGAUCCGUUAAAUUUACUUACGGAGUUGGUGCUUGAUAUGGAAGCGCCCAUAACUGAAUCGUUGGAGCCAAAGGCAGCUCCACCUGUUGUGGAAUCUGCAACAAAUCCGAUUCCGCAAAAACUUAGUGUUCACCAUGAAUCUGCAUCGUAUAUAGGGUCUACUGAUGAGGAGUCUGACAGUAGUAUUUCGGAGAAGAAGAUGAGUGGUCUUUCAGGUUACCAACUCUAUAGAUGUGCCAUGUGCAACCUUUCAUUUUCGUCUUUCGAUGCUUUCAAAAAACACUUGAUGAACUCUAUAACCUGCAAGAAACCUGGACCUAAACCCUACCAAUGCGCCCAUUGUUGCAAGGGAUUUAUAGCGCCUCACAGGCUAGCCAAGCACAUUUUUAGUCAUGGAGUGUUGAGAUUCUUUUGCGGUUUAUGUAAUGAAAAGUUUAAUACUGUUGAAAGCACUAAAAUGCAUUUGAAAACCAGACACAGCAUCCUCCAAUUUAAUAUGGCACCACUGAAAGCUGAUAAAAAUAAUAUGGAGGUAGACGAAUUUAUGUUUAUACCCAGAAAUGAAAAAGAAGUAGUUACUUGUGCUCCAAAAUUAUCUGUAGAUACUACUACUUAUAACCCGGAUGAAAUUGAUUCCAUACCUACUCGGCAGAUUUUUAACACUAACAUUAAAUGUGGAAAGUGUAAUUUCCAGACAAAAGUCAGGGUGAACAUUAUAAGGCAUCUUCAAAUGCAUUUGGAUGAGAAAGCUGUUCCUGAUACUGCCCCGGUAAAUCCAGUACCUUGCUUAGAGAAAAAUGAAAAAAUGUUUGAUAAAAUGUGCAAUUUGGCAGCUAGUUCUUUUCCUACUGGACGAAUGGGUGGACCUCCUGCUGUAAAAGAAAAAGAACAAGACAAAGAGAAACAUCCCGAAUUUGUACCAAGUCAUCGCCGAUUCGUCUGUUGUGCUCAAGGAUGCUCCUAUCUAUGCCCUGAAGAGAGUAACCUGAAACAUCAUAUUAUGGCGUUGCAUAGCGAUGAAGCUAACUUUACAUGCGCCCAUUGCAAAGUCGCUAUAGAUUCCAGUGAUGUUGAGAACGUCAUCAAGCACUUUAAGUUGCAUGGGUUGUAUUUAUACAAGUGCCAGUACUGUCGUUUUGUACACUACUUGAAGCACAAAGUUGAGAAGCACAUUAUGGAUGGUCAUCAGGAUUCGGCUGUUAAAGUUAUCACUGUAAGGUGCAUGGACUCGGAACCAGAAUUCAGCUCUGAGCACCAUGAUGCGCUUACACAACAACCUGUGGCAUCAACACCAAAGUUCAAACCUUGGAGUUGUUGCAUGUGCAAAGCGAAAUAUCACACUAAGGAUGAGAUACUAAAUCACAUAGUCAAGAAACACAACAUUGAUGCGCAAUACAAAUGCACUUUGUGUGCCUUCAAGGAUGAUCAAGAAAUUGUUUGUAGGGAGCAUUUUAAGGAGAAACAUCCUGAAAAUUCGUUUGAUAUUAUUCUGGUUUACAGAGAGACUGAAGAAGAAUCCUUGGAAGACACUAGCAUAACUCCAUUCGAUACUACUCCCCUGUGGCAACGUGAUAAACCGAGAGUACGUCACAUCAGAGGAAUACUUUUUGAUGAGUCCUUGCCACCACCAACAAAAUCGCCCAAAAAGAAAGUUUUGAUGAAACAAAAUCCUACAUGGAAAAAUUCUGUUGCAUCUACCAGUUCUACAAAAAAUACGCCCAGUCCCGUGCCGGGUGGGCGUUCCAUUGUCGCUAGAAAUAUUUUUGAUUGCAUUGAUGUAGUUGCCAGAGGUACUGAUGAAACUCUUGAAGGAGAAUGCUCCACUAAAGUGGAUCAAAACAAACCAGGACCCAGUGGUAUCUCUAUGGCCAAAACUAUUUCUGCAUCAUUUGCACGUGAUAACGCUUCCACAUCAAAAGAUUUGUCUGCGGUUUCUGCUGAAAACACUCGAAACAGGCCAGGAGGGCAUUUAAAAACCAGAACACCUCCAAUCACACUUGUAGCAAAAGAUAGAUCUUUACAAAAGCCUGGCAUUUCAUCUGAAGUUUCUAGCCAACCAGUAAUUCUUAAUAAGUUUUUCUCAAAUCCUUCCAAUCCAGAUGAUAAGUUAAAACUGAAUAUGUCAUUGGAUACAAUUAUUAGCAAUGCACUGGAAAAAAAUAGUACCAUUAGUGCACCUAAUCAGGAUGCCAGAAUUGACUCGGAUGAAUCUGAUGAUGUUGUUUUAAUUUCACCGCCAAUCCCAAACAUUACAGUAAUUGACUCUGACGAAAGUGAUGAAGAACAGGAGAGUAAACCUUUAGAAUUUAUUGAAGAUUCAUAUUUGGAUGUUAUCUCGAGUACCAGCAGAGGCCAAAAACGUCCCGGAGCCACUGAUUUGUUGCAAGAAGCAGUUAAGAUGGCAAAGAUCGACGAGACUGAUGAUGCCUCUCUUGCAAACAGAUGUAGCAGAGAAAACUUGGUAUACAUGUUUGGCGCUAUCGGUAAACCCAACAAUAAGCAACUGAAAUGCCCGAGAUGUAGCACGUUCAGAUCGAAAAAAGCUGCAGACUUUAUAUUUCAUCUGUAUCAAGAGUUCAACUUCCAUAGAUAUAAAUGCAAGGGCUGUAACUACUCAAGUGUAACUUACAAAUUUAUGUUGGAUCAUAUUCAAAUGCACCAUCCAGACGCCACUGAAAACUUGAGUCAGCCUCUACCUGCUUAUGUCGAAUUGGAUACGUGGAUUCAGAUGGUGAUCAGAGAGCAAAGUAAAGAGAUUCUAGAACUGUCCCAUGAACUGUUCCAGAAGCGACCUGUUCCUGGUAACUUCUAUAAUAGAUGUUACUUUUGCAAUGACACUUUCAUAUCAGUAUCGGAAUGCAACGAGCACAUGUUUUACCAUUGGGUCCUGAUGCCAUAUCAAUGUCAACAUUGCCCGCACGAAUUCUACACUGUUUAUGAUUUGAGACAUCAUCACAGCAUAGAACAUCCUGGCCUAGUGUUACAUACAGAACCCAAAGGUCCUACUUUAGCUCAAGCACUGGCUUGCAUUGAAAAUACUAAGAAGAAAGUCUUGAAAACCUAUAGUGUAUCGGAUCGAAAGAAGCCCCGAUUAGAGGAGAACAAAGAGAAAAAACCAAUUACUAGUGGAAUGGUGAUUAAUACUCCUAAGGUGAAGAAACUGAAAACUAAUUUGGAUGAAAAUUCAGUAAAUAGUGAAGCAACGUCUUAUGAUUUUGAUGAAGUAUUCGCUUGUGAAAUUUGUGCCUACUAUGGGUAUUCUGAGAAAAACAUAAAACAGCACUUGGAAGAGAGUCAUCAAAUAAUUAUUAAUAAAUUCCAUAUUUUGAGUAAUUCCAAUUCUGAAAAGGACUUAGGGUCAAAAAUGGCUUGUAAUAUAUGUGAUGAAGUAUUUACAGAAUUGAAAUUAAGGAAACAUUUUUUGGCCCAUCAUCAGGAGUCAGUAUUUGUUCCCUACAAGUACAAAUGUCUCUCUUGUCAGAGAAAGUUCUGUCCAAUAAUUGCAGUGAAAAUGCAUUGUAGCAAGUUUCACCCAUUGGCAAGGCCAAGUUAUGAAUGCGUUAUAACUAAAAAUAAAUUUGCCUUUGAUACUGUGAAACGAACAAGCAAAGACUUAAGUAAAUUUUCAUGCAGUUUAUGUAGUUUCGUUUCGAUUGCCAAGACUGCACAAUCUAUUAAAGGGCAUGUUAAAGGCCAUUUCAGACCGGCUCUAUGUAACAUUUGCCAGCAGAGUUUUAGAAACCACUAUGAUUGUAUAAAGCAUACUGAUAAAGUACACGAAGGUUUCGACGCAAAUUAUACGAUAUCCAGUAUCAUCACCAGAGAAUGUAAUAAAGUUAUUUCUGAUAUUUGUAAUUCUGCCAUUCCUGUAAUUAAAGCAGAUGAACCGUCUACCAGUGUAGCUCAAACCAGUAGUUCUGCAAAAAUGCCUUGCGCUAAAAAGUCUACUGCAUCUCUGUUCAAUUCUAGAGCCAUAAUUUACCAAGAAGAAGAAGAAGAAGAAGAAGAAGGUUAUAGUCAUUAUGGAAUGGAAGAACCACAAGUUGACUUGACUAAUUUAAUGACCACUUUCGAGAUGGAUAGCUUGGAGUAUACAACAACAGCUGAGGAGAUGAAAAAAAUGAUAAAUUUGGAUGUUUUUGUGGAUUUGAGCGAUAGUUUGGUGGACAAAAAUAUUGUCACAGAAUCAUCAUGAGGAAGUGUGAUAUUCAAAUAAUUAUUUUUAGGAAAAAAACUUUCAUUUAAAUAAAAAAGGUAUUAUUAUUUUGAAAUUUAAUGAUUAUGUUUUAUGAUAAAUGAGGGGUCCUUAUAACAUUGAUGUGCAACUUUAAAUCGUUUGACUGUGAUGAAGGCAAUGUAUCUUACCUAAAACUUGUUACCACCCGUACGAUAUAAAAUUCAAGUUUUAUACAAUCAUUUUGAUACAAAAUGUUUUGGUGAGUGCCUAAUUGUUAUUUAGAAUAAAUUAGUUUAGGAUGGUGCAACCAAAAUGGGAGUCGCAUAUUAGUUGAAAAAACUGAAAAUGUUUGGUUUCCAGAAAGACACUUUAUGUUAUAUUAACAGAAAACAAGCUAUAAUUUAUUUUUGUAGAGCCCAUGUUUGGAAUUAUUGAUUAAUACAUGCUCAAAUACUAAGAGAAUUUAGUUUAAGAAACUGUAAGAGUAGGUUUUUGAAUUAAUUGGAAUGAUUUUUUUUUGU
Molecule: messenger RNA, 16740 nt
Organism: Ceutorhynchus assimilis (cabbage seed weevil)
Lineage: Eukaryota; Metazoa; Arthropoda; Insecta; Coleoptera; Curculionidae
Source: the annotation of a GenBank genome assembly